GGAAGCGACGGGAUUCGGAUCCUUGCCCAGAGCUGGGCGGCCGCGGGGCGGCUGCGUGUGGGAGCCAGGCCGGGAUGUUCGUGCUGGUGGAGAUGGUGGACACCGUGCGAAUCCCCCCGUGGCAAUUUGAGAGGAAGCUCAAUGACUCCAUCGCCGAGGAGCUGAACAAGAAAUUGGCCAACAAGGUCGUGUACAACGUGGGACUCUGCAUCUGUCUGUUUGACAUCACCAAGCUGGAGGAUGCGUACGUGUUCCCGGGGGAUGGCGCGUCACACACCAAAGUCCAUUUUCGCUACGUGGUGUUCCGCCCCUUCCUGGACGAGGUUCUGAUUGGGAAGAUUAAAGGCUGCAGCCCAGAGGGUGUGCACGUCUCUCUCGGUUUCUUUGAUGACAUUCUCAUCCCCCCGGAGUCGCUGCAGCAGCCGGCCAAGUUUGACGAAGCAGAGCAGGUGUGGGUGUGGGAGUACGAGACGGAGGAAGGCGCACAUGACCUGUACAUGGACACUGGCGAGGAGAUCCGCUUCCGGGUGGUGGACGAGAGCUUUGUCGACACGUCCCCCACUGGGCCCAGCUCUGCUGAGGCCACGUCUUCCAGUGAGGAGCCGCCCAGGAAGGAGGCGCCAUACACGCUGGCGGGGUCCAUCAGUGAGCCGGGCCUGGGCCUUCUCUCCUGGUGGACCAGCAACUAGCCCUGGGCGUGACUGCAGAUCCUGCCAGUCCAGCAGACCCACCCUACCCUCGGGAAGGAGGUGAAGCUGGCUGGGAAGACACGCAGCAACUGAGGCAGAUGCCAGGAGGAGCUUUCACCGCCCAGAGCUGGAGGUGGGAACGAAGUGCCUGCAGCUUGGCCUCCGCCUUCCUUGCCCUGCUUCUCCAGGAGCUGCCUCCAGUUUCACUGCCCCCAUGGACCUCAGUGACAGCAAAGACUUUUAGUAAACAAUGGACAUAUCA
Molecule: messenger RNA, 951 nt
Organism: Loxodonta africana (African savanna elephant)
Lineage: Eukaryota; Metazoa; Chordata; Mammalia; Proboscidea; Elephantidae
Gene: POLR3H
Product: RNA polymerase III subunit H
Exons: 7
Coding region: 75-689 (204 amino acids)
Biological process (GO): transcription initiation at RNA polymerase III promoter; DNA-templated transcription
Cellular component (GO): RNA polymerase III complex
Molecular function (GO): DNA binding; DNA-directed RNA polymerase activity
Source: RefSeq, a predicted model, not a curated record